Molecule: messenger RNA, 2274 nt
Organism: Boeremia exigua
Lineage: Eukaryota; Fungi; Ascomycota; Dothideomycetes; Pleosporales; Didymellaceae
Exons: 2
Coding region: 1-2274 (757 amino acids)
Molecular function (GO): oxidoreductase activity
Source: RefSeq, a predicted model, not a curated record
AUGAGUCUCACAAGAUCUGUCUGCAUCGUCGGCGCGGGGCCUUCCGGUUUGGUAGCAGCAAAGGCAUUUCUGCAGCAUGGUGGCUACGCUGUGACGGUGUAUGAGGCUGCCGAUCGCGUUGGUGGCAUGUGGAGAGCGCAGCCUGGCGAGCGCGGUGUCAAAUGCAGCCCUGAGAUGAGGACGAACCUGAGCCGCUUCACUGUAGCCUUCUCAGAUCUUUCUUGGACAUCCGUCGAUCUAUCAGAUACUGUGAAUGGCGAGUCCUCACCUUCAACGCCACCAAUGUUCCCAAAAGCAUGGCAGGUCGGCCGGUAUCUUGAAAAGUACGCCGAGAAAUUCGGCCUCGAGUCGAACAUCUACCUGAACCGCAAAGUCAUCAACGCGGACAUUCUUGACGACAUGAAGACAUGGCAGGUCUCAACCUACGAUUCGGUGACGCAUCAGACAAGAACACGAACGUUUGACUACUUGGUCAUUGCGAGUGGAUUCUUCGAAAAACCAGGGCGAGUGAUCUCGAGCCCUUCGCCAAGCGAGGGUUCACCCAACAUACAGCACUCUUCCGUCUUCCGCGAUCUACACUCGCUCACUCCACAGUCUGGUAAGAUCGUAGUCGUUGGUGGAGGCAUCAGCGGGUCAGAAGCUGCUGCGCAAGCUGCUUUCCAGAUCUCCGCCGCUAGAAACGCACCUGGAAAGAGCAAAGCUGUCCAUGCGAAUAGCACGAUCUACCACAUCGUCAACCGCCCUUUCUAUUGUCUUCCGCGCUAUCUCCCUCACGAUCCUUACAAGGAAUUGACGCAGGACACCAACCUAGCGCCACAUUUCCUCCCACUUGACCUAGUUCUUUACAACCUCUCGCGCCGCGGAGAAGGUCAAAUAUCAGCUUCAAUCACAACCGUUCCGCCUGAAAAAGCAAAGAAGGGGCAUGACUUCAUGCGCUCGGUUAUCGGUGGUGACCAGCAGGAGUAUGGGAAUGAAGCGCUAGUGCACACGCCCGAUCAAACGCAGUACCCCGGGUACUGCGGUAUCACCGAUACCUAUCUCGAGUUCGUCAGGAGCGGGCUUAUUGUCCCUGUGCAAGGUUGGGUGCAAAAGGUCGAGCACAACACUGACAGGAGUUCGUUCGAUAUCUCAUUGCAACACAAUCAACCGUGGUCGAGUAAGGCAGGUACAAGAAGUGAAAUUGCUGACGUCGCCGGCAUCAUUGAAGCCACUGGCUACAAGACCAGCCUCGAUUACCUACACGACACACCCAAAGGUUUUCUUUACCCUGACGCAUCUUGUCCUCGUAUACCCUUCCUUCUCACCCGUGGGUCCAUUUUCUCGGAUAACCCGACCCUCGGCUUUGUCGGCUUCUAUGAGGGCCCCUAUUGGGGAGUCAUGGAGCUGCAAGCACAACUCAUUGUCAAUACUUGGGCAACGUCGACUCCUGAUCCCACCAAUCCUACUGUAGCGGGCAUGAAGCAGCUCGAAACCACUGAGCGCAUGCGACAUCAACUUCAGUUUGAUGGCUCUCUACAAGUACCUCAGUUCUGGAUGGCAGACUACGUUGGACUUGUCGAGGAGAUUGCACGUGAGGCUGGUGUCAAGCGAGUUGACGUGAUGUUUGAUGGGCAGAUGGGUCCUGCUUUCCCGUCCCGCUAUCAAAACACCAACACCUCUAGCGAGGCUGAAGACGUCAUGCAAGAGGUCGCCAGCUUGCUCAAUGCUUCAAACAAGGACGCCAAGUUUGUUGCAGCAGCAGUCUUCCGGGCCAUGCAAGGCGUCUGGUCUCUACGUCGCAAUAUUGCAACCCGUAAUACUACCCCAGGCGGUGUACUCAAAGGCCAGGCACAUUUCCAUCCCCGUGCGCCUACCGACUCCGCGUACUCCGCUGAGUACUUGUACAUUGAGGAGGGAAUUUUCACAAUGGACAAUGGAUUUUCCUUCCCUGCGAGCCGCCGCUAUAUCUACCGCUACAACGAGACAACAGACAAGAUCACAGCAUGGUUCGCCGAUGAGGAUGGUGAAUCCACUGCUGCAUUCUUCAACACGUGGGAGUUCUACCACUCGGCAGACGAGAACUGUGGGUGGAAAGCUAAGGGACAUCAUUGGUGCGACCCAGAUACGUACAAGAGUGGUUGCGAGUUCAGAUUCCAUGGUGCAAGCCUGCAGACCUUUGGCAUCACGUACGAGGUCGCGGGACCGAAGAAAGACUACAACCACGAGAGCUGGUAUGAAAGGCCGGACAGCAAGGACAACUCUAUCAACUUGCGCUCGGUAGCGAUGCAUGGCUAG